Tachysurus fulvidraco (yellow catfish) is the source of this 1661-nucleotide messenger RNA. RefSeq names its product forkhead box protein H1-like. The record is from RefSeq and is a predicted model, not a curated record. NCBI's taxonomy places the organism in Eukaryota, Metazoa, Chordata, Actinopteri, Siluriformes, Bagridae. Bases 459 to 1262 code for a protein of 267 amino acids. Gene Ontology annotation, molecular function: DNA-binding transcription factor activity; sequence-specific DNA binding. Gene Ontology annotation, biological process: regulation of DNA-templated transcription. The transcript is spliced from 3 exons.
UUUCUUUGACACCUGGUUGGUACAUUACGAGUUCAGUUUUCCUUCCUUUAGUAUGUUUUACCUGAAAGAUGCAUAAUGUGUAACUUUAUCUUGUUAAUCUAGAGUCGUCUUUAGGUCUGAUUUUGUACUUAAAAUCAAACCAAAGAGACUUUUUUGCUCAGUUUUUAUUUGGUUUUUUUUGUUUGUUUGUUUGUUUGUUUUUUGUUUUUUUCUUUCAAACUAGCAAAGCACCAAAAUUAAUUAAUUAAAUGAACUUACUUUGUAAAUUCAUUUACAGGUUACAGGUUUGGGUGUUUUGGGAACCGCCCACAUAUUGACACCUCGUUAGAUUUAGUAAUAGCUGCAGUUAAGGUGGAAUGCAGACCUAUUGUUCCUCGGUAUGCUGGUAGACUUAUAAAUGUACCAACAGUCUCCUGAACUCAGUCCUACAUUUCAAGUAAGCCUUGGACUUUUUAGCUAUGACUAAAACAGGAAAUCUCAGGCCUGUACUGGGAGAGGGCCGCAAAUAUAAAAGACACACCAAGGGAACAUACAUUGGACUUGUUGCGUAUGUUAUUCAAGAUUCUCCUAAUAAGAUGCUCACCUUCAAACAGAUUAUGAAGAAACUGGGCAUGUUUGUCACCGGGGACAAGAAAGGUCUCGAAAACAAUACCAGAGUCUGUCUGUCAUCCAACAAGUGCUUUGUAAAGGUUCCAAUUGAUCCGGAGUUUCCAAAUGCCAAGAGGAACUUUUGGAGAGUGGAUGAGAGCAACAUCACCCCGAAGAUGCUGCGCAGACAUUUCAGUGAUAUGGCUGAGCUUUUCCCAGGAUUGCCACACGCAUGGGACAGAAAACCAGCACCUCCACGUGUCCCCCCUUCACCAGUCUGUCCUGUCCAGAUGGAGGACCUUCCGAUCAAAUUUACCGGCCCUUUUUCAAUCGAGUCGCUUUUAAAGAAGGAUCAUCUCAGUGUCAAUGCGCAACAACCAAUCCAGACUGCGUCCAACAGUAACCUCUACAGUUCAGAUCAAUUUUACAACAGAACAACGAGCGCAGAUUCACUUCCAUGUUCAGACCGGGAGAACGGACAAGAUAACUUGUAUUACACGUACAGAGCAGUAGAGGAAGCCAACUGGAGGAAGCCUGUACAGAGGAUGGAUUUAUCUCCUGAGCUGCAUCAUGUACUGGUUUAUUCACCACACUUUCCUUAUGAUCAGACUCUACUCACUAAAGUGUGGAGUUGUCCAACAAACACACAAGAGAUCAGAUAUAUCAGAUGGUAAAUAACAAGAUUGAGACUUGUUAAAAUGUUGCACUUUUACUGAAUAGAUAUCUAGGUAUAGAUAUAACUCUUUUUUUUAAAAAAUAUUUCUGCUUAUAUUUUUUUCUUCUUUCUAAAUAAAAUGUAGGAAAACCCUUACAAGUUUCCUUAAAACACAGUGUGGAGUGGGUUGAUUUUAGUGAUGUGGUAGCCUUGUGGUUACGGUGCUGAAAGGUUGUAAGUUCGAUUCCCACGUCCACCAGGCUGCCACUCCUGGGUCCCUGAGCAAGGCCCUCAGUUGCUCAGUUGUAUAAAAAUGAGAGAAAAUGUAAGUUGCUCUGGAUAAGAGCAUCUGCCAAAUGCUGGAAAUGUAAACGAAUUUUUUAUUAAUGUUUUAGUGAAGUCUAUUAAAAUUUACUAC